AUGAUCACCGGUAAAGAAUUGAGAAUCAUCUCUCUUUUGACCUUAGAUACGGUUUUUUUCCUAUUGGAAAUCACCAUAGGUUACAUGUCACAUUCAUUAGCCUUGAUUGCUGAUUCGUUCCAUAUGUUGAAUGAUAUCAUCUCUCUUUUAGUGGCGCUGUGGGCUGUGGAUGUGGCCAAAAACAGGGGUCCAGAUGCUAAAUACACUUAUGGAUGGAAAAGAGCUGAAAUUUUGGGUGCCUUAAUCAAUGCUGUUUUCCUAAUUGCCUUAUGUUUUUCAAUUAUGAUUGAAGCUUUACAAAGAUUGAUUGAACCUCAAGAAAUUCAAAACCCAAGGUUGGUUUUGUAUGUUGGUGUAGCGGGUUUAGUUUCUAAUGUCGUGGGUUUGUUUUUGUUCCACGAUCAUGGUAGUGACAGUUUGCACUCACAUUCUCAUGGCUCUGUAGAAAGCGGGAAUAACGACUUGGACAUAGAGUCUAAUGCCACUCAUUCCCACUCUCAUGCGUCUCUUCCAAACGAUAAUUUGGCCAUCGAUGAAGAUGCUAUUUCAAGCCCUGGGCCUUCAGAACAAAUUGGUGAAGUACUGCCACAAUCAGUAGUCAACAGACUAUCAAAUGAAAGUCAGCCGUUACUGAACCACGAUGAUCAUGACCACGACCAUGGAUCAAAGAAGCCCGGUCAUCGUUCUUUAAAUAUGCACGGUGUCUUUUUGCAUGUACUAGGUGAUGCUCUGGGUAAUAUUGGUGUUAUUGCAGCUGCUUUGUUUAUUUGGAAAACUGAAUAUUCUUGGAGAUAUUACUCUGAUCCGAUCGUUUCCUUAAUUAUUACCGUUAUUAUUUUUUCUUCCGCUUUGCCCUUAUCGCGUAGAGCUUCAAGAAUUUUACUACAGGCUACUCCAUCUACAAUUUCCGCUGAUCAGAUCCAAAGAGAGAUUUUGGCAGUACCUGGUGUGAUUGCAGUCCAUGACUUCCACGUCUGGAAUUUGACUGAAUCAAUAUACAUUGCAUCUAUCCACGUUCAAAUAGACUGCAAACCUGACAAAUUCAUUAGUUCCGCCAAGUUAAUAAGAAAAAUUUUCCAUCAACACGGUAUUCAUUCUGCUACUGUUCAACCAGAAUUCGUCUCUGGAGAUGUCAAUGAAGAUAUUCGUAGAAGAUUUUCUAUCAUAGCUGGUGGUUCACCAUCAUCAUCUCAGGAAGCUUUCGACAGCAAUGGAAACACCGAGCACGAUAAAAAAAAGCGUUCCCCUACUGCUUAUGGUGCUACUACAGCAUCGUCCAACUGUAUUGUGGACGAUGCUGUAAAUUGUAACACUUCCAAUUGCUUGUAA
This is a messenger RNA of Saccharomyces paradoxus, 1329 nucleotides long. It is a transcript of the gene ZRC1, whose product is annotated as Zn(2+) transporter ZRC1. Gene Ontology annotation, cellular component: fungal-type vacuole membrane. Gene Ontology annotation, biological process: intracellular zinc ion homeostasis; zinc ion transmembrane transport. Gene Ontology annotation, molecular function: zinc ion transmembrane transporter activity. The transcript has a single exon. The record is from RefSeq and is a predicted model, not a curated record. Bases 1 to 1329 code for a protein of 442 amino acids. NCBI's taxonomy places the organism in Eukaryota, Fungi, Ascomycota, Saccharomycetes, Saccharomycetales, Saccharomycetaceae.